AGUUUUGUAUUGAAUGAAAAUUAUUCGUAGUAUAUAAAGUAAAUUUUAGAUUUGUGUAAUAUUUCCAGUAUUUGAACAAGGAGUUUUUUGAGUAUUAUAUAUGCGGAAGUAAAACCUGGAGACAAGGAUUUUUUUACAAUGAGGUUGAAUGCAUUGUAUGAGCUAGUAGAGCGCAAGAUAGGGGGCGCCUUUGCUAGGUAUGGGAGAUUUGUGGCCGGGCAUGCGUGGAAAAUCAUCAUCGUCACCAUCAUUGUCAAUGGGGCGCUUGGAAUCGGGAUGAUAAGGCUUCGGUCUAACAUAGAAGCAGAAAAUGUCUAUUUACCUCAAGGGACUCAGGCUCGGCAUGACGUGCAAAGAAUGAAAGGUUUGUUCCCCGACCUUAGUGGCUCGAACUUCAACCUGCUCCAGCUGUUAGAAGACGGGGCGUGGGCAAAGGUUAUCAUCAAAUCCAAAUAUGGAAAUAUCCUCAAUAGGACGGUACUGGAAGAGAUAGGAGACAUGGACGCAGCCAUACAGAACAUUACAGCUGUUGCUGAUGAUGGCUCAAUUAUAAGGUAUUCCGACAUAUGUGCUAGGGUUAAAAACCGAUGUGCUGUUGAUGGGGAACUGUUUUGGGAUCCUGAGUUUCUUGCUGCAGUGGACUCGAACCAGGUGACGUACCCCAGGUUUACAACGUCCGCGACAGGGACCACUAACUUCGCGUCCGAUCUUGGAGGAACCAUUGUUACGGAUGAUACGGAAAAUUAUCUGUCUAGCGCCGAGUUUAUCAACCUCGACUAUAUCAUACGGACGGACGGCGGACGAGGUGGAAGAUACCAGACACUUGCAGGAAAAUGGGUUGACGAGUUUAAGGCCUACAUGGAGAGCGUCAAUUCAAAGAAUUUCGAGGUUGCCUAUUCUCACUUUAAUUCCAUGGAUGAAGAACUUGACAAAAAUAUUAAAGGAGACAUAACGCUAUUUUCUAUAACAAUGACAUUAAUGAUCACAUACGCAUGCGUCGCAACAACAUCAUCCAGAAUAACAGACCAGGUUGGGCAGAGAAUGUGGUUGGGUUAUGCUGGUGUAAUCACCGCUGGACUCGCUAUAGUAUCUAGUUUUGGCUUGUGUGCAGCGGUUGGUGUGCAUUUUGUCAGCAUCGUUGGUGUUAUCCCCUUUUUGAUCAUGGGUAUCGGGAUAGAUGAUAUGUUUAUCUUAUUGUCUGGAUUAUCAGGCGCCCAGAAUCACAAAACAGUUGAGGACAAAAUGGCGGCCACAAUGAGAGCUUCCGGUGUAGGAAUCACGAUUACCUCCCUUACAGAUCUUAUUGCAUUUAUGGCUGGCGCCGGGUCCAAUUUUAUUGCUGUUAGAAACUUUUGCAUAUACACUGGUGCUGCCGUUAUUUUCUGCUAUAUCAACAACAUAACUUUCUUUGCCGCAUGUAUGGCAAUAAAUGAAAGACGGGUGCAAGAAAAUCGUCAUUAUGGCACGUGCAGAAGAAUCAAAACCAAAGAAGAAUUGACUGCAGAGGGUAAAUCAGACAGAUACAUCAUGUGCUGCGGGGGAAGACCUCCAACAAAUCGUGACGAGGCGGAAAGCUUCAUUGACAAGCUUCCUCGGUGGCUAAUUCCAAAAAUUGUGUUGAAGACACCGUUUAAGAUAGGAAUUAUUGUGUUGUUUAUGGCCUAUCUUGCUGCGUCGAUAUACGGGUGCAUCAAUUUGAAACAGGGACUUGUUUUUACGCAGUUAGUAGCAGAUGAUUCGUAUUAUUACAAGUAUUCCGACUGGGAUGAGCGGUACUUCACUCGUCAAACGCCAGUCUCUUUUGUGAUAACCAAAACUUACAAAUACUCGGAUCCGAAUACGCAUGCGCUAAUUGAAGAUCUUAUAAUCAGCGCCCAAUCCAAUAACUAUUUCGAUAACACCUUCGAGGUUAAUUGGUUGAAAACUUACAAAGCUACCCCAUACUAUGAGGACAGCAGUGAAAAGGAAUUUAUUUCAGGAUUCUUAAGUUUUAUUAACGAUACAAAGUACGCCAUGUUCGAAAAUGAUGUCAUUAUGGACACGACUAAGUCUGUCAUUGUUACGUCACGUGUGUAUGUCAUUUCCGCUGACAUGGCGGACAGUCAGGCGGAAGGUGAUAUGAUGUUGAAAUCGCGAGAAAUUGCGAACACUGCAGAAAUUGAAUGUUUUGCAUUUUCUCCAUAUUUUGUACCUUACGAACAGUAUGUAGCAAUUUUGGGACAAACCCUAAGAACUGUCGGGACAGCUCUUGCCGCUGUAUUUGUGGUCACGUGCCUAUUUAUGCCACAUCCGGUUCUGAUUAUCUUUGUGACUCUUGCUGUAACAAUGAUUAUGACGGGUGUAUUCGGAUUCUUGAUUUAUCUCGACGUGGCUUUAAGUUCUAUCACAAUGAUUCAUUUGAUAAUGAGCAUAGGUUUCUCCAUUGACUUUACGGCUCAUAUAUGCCACGGUUACAUGAUAUCAGAUGGAAAAACUCGAGAUUUGCGAGUAAAACAAGCCAUUGACAAAACAGGUGCUCCCAUUUUCCAUGGUGCUGUGUCAUCAAUUCUAGGAAUUAUAGUUUUGAUAGGUGCAAAGUCAUAUAUUUUUAGAACAUUCGCAGCUGUCAUGUCGUUUGUUCUGCUUUUCGGUAUUGCGCAUGCGUUGUUACUCCUUCCGGUAAUAUUAUCGUGGAUUGGACCUGGAAGGUUAAACGCAUCAGAAGACAGUGAGAUUAUUGAUGAUAAUACACAUACGCAGAAUGGGACAGACCUUGUGAAAAUGUCAAACGGUAAAUACGCAGUUGACAAAAUGGCUUAAACCUAUGAUAAGACGGAUGCUAAAACAUCCAAUGUAUUUGACAAUAUUCUGGGUAUUCUGAGAAAAUAUGUAGACGGUUUAUUACUUUAAAUGAGCCGUGCCAUGACAAAACCAACAUAGUGGGUUUGCGACCAGCAUGGAUCCAGACCAGCCUGCGCAUACGCGCAGUCUGGUCAGGAUCCAUGCUGUUCGCUUUCAAAGCCUAAUGGAAUUAGAGAAACUGUUAGCGAACAGCGUGGAUCCUGACCAGACUGCGCGGAUGCGCAAGCUGGUCUGGAUCCAUGCUGGUCGCAAACCCACUAUGUUGGUUUUCUCAUGGCGCGGCUCAAAUGUCUUGUCAUUUGCCAAUUGUCUUUAUUCUAAAUGUUCAUAUUUUUGUUUUGUUAUUGUUUUAAAUAUAUUUGUGAAGCUUA
Messenger RNA from Mercenaria mercenaria, 3212 nucleotides. RefSeq names its product patched domain-containing protein 3-like. Gene Ontology annotation, molecular function: transmembrane transporter activity. The coding region runs from base 139 to 2799 and encodes 886 amino acids. The transcript is spliced from 9 exons. Lineage: Eukaryota; Metazoa; Mollusca; Bivalvia; Venerida; Veneridae. The record is from RefSeq and is a predicted model, not a curated record. Gene Ontology annotation, biological process: transmembrane transport. Gene Ontology annotation, cellular component: membrane.